Molecule: messenger RNA, 742 nt
Organism: Heterocephalus glaber (naked mole-rat)
Lineage: Eukaryota; Metazoa; Chordata; Mammalia; Rodentia; Bathyergidae
Gene: Rex1bd
Product: required for excision 1-B domain containing
Source: RefSeq, a predicted model, not a curated record
GGGCGCAGCGGGCGACGCGUUCCCCGCGAGGCCCAGUCUGAGCAGUCAUGAUCACCGCUGGGGCCGCGGGAGACUGCCCCGUCGCCGCGGAGCGCGACACUGCAGAUGCCCCCGGAGCCCCGGGGCUCCAGGAGCUGGGGUGGCCCUGGAAAGACGCCCCGGUGCGGACGCUGGUGCAGCGCAUCGAGCAGCUGCAGGCUGAGCGCGCGCGGGCCUUCGGCCAGUUGGAGACAGCCCACCGCCGGUAUCUGCAGAGCGGCCCGCACCACGACUUCCCGAGCUACCGGAGCGUCGUGCACGAGGUGACUCAGGCCUUCUCCUCCGCCUCGCGCGAGGCGCUGGCUCUGGAAGCAGAGUUGGCCGGGCCGCGCGCGCAGCCGCUGCUCGCCGGUCACAUCCGCAGCCUGCAGCAGCUAGAGCAGACGCGCCUGACCACGGUGGCCAUGUUGCAGCUGAUGGCAUCGCCAGAGCUGGCGGGACACGCGGACGCCGCACGGAUGCACCAGCUGAAGCUGAAGGUAAUUAAAACCAUGGAGGCGAUCAGCGAGGUUCUCCAGGACCUUAGGUUUGAUGCAGAAUCUGCAGAGUGAUGGCGGCUCCCCAGGGACACCCUGAGAGAGCUGGGAAAUGAGACUGGGGGCAUCCAGCCCAGCCCUGACCGCCAGCUGGCCGAGGUCAUGGCCCCUGGGACCAGGACUCCUUCACGGUGACACCACCUAUAAUAAAGAACCCUGUGCCUGCA